Verticillium nonalfalfae is the source of this 723-nucleotide messenger RNA. RefSeq lists its product as uncharacterized. Lineage: Eukaryota; Fungi; Ascomycota; Sordariomycetes; Glomerellales; Plectosphaerellaceae. The coding region runs from base 1 to 723 and encodes 240 amino acids. The transcript is spliced from 2 exons. The record is from RefSeq and is a predicted model, not a curated record.
AUGAAGGCUGCUGCUUCCAUUAUCCUCGCCGCCUCGGCCUUGGCCACGGCUCAAGUCACAUAUAACGAGACAACUGGUGUCUACACCUGUGCUGCGCCGAAUGUUGCAUACUGCGCCGGUGACUCUCUGGGGACUGAUAUCAUAAUCCGGUGUAACGGUGCCUCCAUCGGGCAGCCCGGGCGAUGCACCAACAACCUCGCCGGUCAGCCACCUAUCGGCGUCAACCCCGCUCUCUGUUUCCAGACGUCCGAGACCGCGGGUGACGCUGCCUGCGAGAAGAACUGCAUCGUCUACCCAGAGGACGGCUCCAAGCCAUUUACUCUGCCCGCCGACCAAUGCAAGCAGUCAGGUUCCGGCAGCAACAGCACUACUACCACGACAGCCCCCAACGUACCGUCAACAACAAGCGACUGCGCCAGCACCUCCGUGUACCACCAUGGCAACAGCACCAGACUGUAUCCUCCAGUGCCUUACCCUACCAACACCAAGCACUUCCCGCCUCAUCCUCGCCCUACAAACGGCACCAACCCGUCUUACCUCCCCACACCCCCCAACGACACACCAUAUCCCACAAGCGUUCACAACAACGCCACCAACGUUCCCGUCAGGCCAACGGGCACGAGCACGAACACCCCUCCCGACUCUGUUCCCACUGCUGGCGCGGCUCGGAACGGUGUUGGUGCCCUAGCCCUCGCGUUGGUGGCAGCCGUCUACUUCCUCUGA